AUGCGUCUUCAAGUGACUACUGUGAUGGCCGUGUGGGCUGCUGUCUCGGCUUACCAGGGCCUGACUGCCGCCCAAAGCCUUUCCUGGCCUCGCGAUAUGGAUUUCAAGGUGUUCAGUAGGAGACUUUCUAGCUCCGCAAAGAUCUACUACCCAGGCUCAGAUAAGUUCGACGAGGCUACUUCUCGUUGGUCGAAUCUGGAGAUACCUACCGUGGACAUUGUUGUUGUUCCCGGCACUGAGAAUGAUGUUGUCGAGACUGUGAAAUUCGCUGGCAUGAAGAACAUGCCUUUCCUGGCUUACAAUGCUGCUCACGGAGCAAUCACCACGCUAGGGAAGAUGACUAGCGGUGUUGAGAUCUACUUGGAUCAACUCAGUAGUGUAGAUGUGGCCAACGAUGGCAAGACUGUUACAAUUGCUGCAGGAACUAAGUCUAAACUGGUGACCGACACGCUCUGGGAUGCUGGAAAACAGACGGUUACUGGUGCUUGUGAAUGUGUUAGUUACUUAGGCCCUGCUUUGGGUGGCGGCCACGGUUGGCUUCAGGGCCACCACGGGCUUAUCGCUGACCAGUUUGAGUCAAUUAACAUGGUGCUUGCGAACGGCACUUUAGUCACAUUGAACUCUGACUCUGAGCUCUGGUGGGCUAUAAAAGGUGCUGGCCAUAAUUUCGGCAUCGUUACCUCCGUCACCUCUAAGGUUUUCGAUAUUGAGCAUAGGAAUUGGGCUAUUGAGAUUAUCACCUUUAGUGGUGACAAGGUUGAGAGAGUCUACGAGGCCGUCAAUAAAUAUCUGCUCAAGAAUGGUACCCAGCCUACUGAUGUUAUUAGCUGGUCGUACUGGUUCAACAAACCCGAUGCAGACGCCAACAACCCCAUUAUCCAAGUUUUGAUCAUCCAAGAAGGUGUUAAGGCCGUGGACUCUGCCUAUACUGCUCCCUUCCACUCAAUGGGACCUAUAGCUAUAGAACCCCAUAGCGGCAGCUAUACUGACCUGGCCAAAUGGGCUGGCAUCACUACGACUUCCGAGCCUUGCAAGAAAAACGGAGCUAUGAACCCCCGGUUUCCCAUCUAUCUCGAGACAUAUGACGUGGCCGCGCAGAAGAGAGCGUAUGAGGCUUUUGCCGAGGGUGUCCGGGGCUCUUCCAUCUUCAAUAACUCCCUGGUUACAUUUGACGGAUACUCGACCGAAGGGGUAAAGUCCAUCGAUUCUAGCAGCACUGCGUUUGCCUUCCGUGAUCAAAAUAUCCUCGCUGCACCCUUAAUCAGUUACAUGCCUGACGGUCCUGAGCUGGACAAGAAGGCUGCUACGCUUGGUAAAAAUAUCCGAGAGAUUUUGCAUAGAGGGUCUGGACGUGAGCAUAUGCGGGCGUAUGUCAACUAUGCGUAUGGUGAUGAGGGGCCCACGGAGUGGUAUGGUAGUGAGAGCUGGAGACAAAACCGGUUGCAGAGCCUGAAGAAGAAAUAUGACCCUAAUGGGAUGUUCAGCUUCUAUGCGCCAAUUGCUUAG
Microsporum canis CBS 113480 is the source of this 1506-nucleotide messenger RNA. Its product is annotated as FAD binding domain-containing protein. Lineage: Eukaryota; Fungi; Ascomycota; Eurotiomycetes; Onygenales; Arthrodermataceae. Gene Ontology annotation, molecular function: oxidoreductase activity; FAD binding. The coding region runs from base 1 to 1506 and encodes 501 amino acids. The transcript is spliced from 4 exons. The record is from RefSeq and is a predicted model, not a curated record.